AUGCUGCUGCUACAACUACUGUUACUACUACUACUACUUCUACUUCUACUGCAGUUACAGCUGCUACCACUGCUACGCAACUUUAUACACUUAGACAACUCUGUAAACAAAUUUGGCACAAAGUGUGCAUUGAAUGGUAAAUUUACUAAUUACAGAUAUUCACUCCAUGAUGUUGUUAGCAUGUUAGAAGAUGAAAAAGAUUUUUUUUCAGCAGAUAUCAUUAUGCUACCACCUGAUGAUCCCAACUGUUCAGAUCAAGAUAGUGGUCCUGAGGAUGGGGAAGGAAUUAUUGACAAUUUAUCAAAAACUUUAUUGAAUUCAAAUGCUGAAGCAUUAAUUUCCAACAUUGAGGCAGGCAAAGAAAUGCUUCAGAAAGAAGAAAUUGAUAUGCAAAUACAAACACCAUUAAAAAAAAGAGUGAAAAAAAGUAUAUCAAUUGAAAGAAAUUGGAAGAAGAGUGACAUUUUGAAUGUAGAACCCAUACCAGUGUUUUCUGAAAAUAGAGAAUUUGAGAAUUCAUCUCCUCACACUCUGUUUAAAUUAUUUUUUGAUGAUGAAAUAAUCAAAUUCAUCACUGACAUGUCUAAUUUAUAUGCUAAAGAUCUGAAAAGAAAAUCAGUAAACCGUAACGUUGAAAAUGCAAUAAAAUUUGAUGGAAAAGACCAUUUCAUUGGAAAAAUUUCGGAUGGACGAAAAAGAUGUAAAUUGUGCCACAAGAAAGUAUCAAAGAAAUGUUUAAAAUGUGAUGUUGCCCUACACUUGGAAUGCUUUGAACAUUUUCACAGGAAAUGA
Molecule: messenger RNA, 792 nt
Organism: Helobdella robusta
Lineage: Eukaryota; Metazoa; Annelida; Clitellata; Rhynchobdellida; Glossiphoniidae
Exons: 3
Coding region: 1-792 (263 amino acids)
Molecular function (GO): sequence-specific DNA binding
Source: RefSeq, a predicted model, not a curated record